AUGUGGAACCGGGACUACGCGGGAGCGGUCGCAUGCGCGAUUGCAAUGGUGUGGGAGGUGACUCGCGGUUCUAACGUCACGGCCGCAGCGGAUAAUGGACAUUUGGCCGCGCGAGCUGCUGGUUGCUAUGGGGAGCCAAGCCGUCUCUUCCCCAUAGUUUCCGCGUACGUCGUCAAUGCGGUGCGGAAGCGCAAUGCCCGCGAGCUGCAAGCUGAGGACGACGAGCCGCAGGUUGUCGCGGACCCGAAGGUGGUCGCGACCGCAAUUGUGACUGGAGUAGUGAACAAGGUCGUCGCCAAGUCUCGCGAUCUCAGGCACAUUGAGUUGGCCGCCCGCAAACGGUGGACGUUAUCGUCCAGGUCAACACUCUUCUUCUUUACCGCGAUCCCUUCCGAUGCACCCGACAUGCCCACAGCUCCUGACACGAGGAACCUCUCCCACCGUGUCCUCUCGCACCCUAUCCCUCUCCCCGUGGUCCCACCCCCCGCCUUCCAUUUACCCCCGCGUUCACUCUCGCACGGUCCCCCUCCCCGAUGGUCCCACCCCCCACUUCCCUCUACCCGCGUUCCCUCUCGCACCGGUCCCUCUCCCCUCGUUCCCUAUCGCACCGGGCCCUCUCCCCACGUUCCCUCUUGCGCCGGUCCUCUCCCCGCAUUCAUCGCGUUCGACUGUGGUUGCAUACCUCUACCGGGGGUGCUGAUGUGGACGUCCGGGUUCCCUGGCAACAGCGAGUUCACGUUCCAUAUCGGAGGCAAUUGGCACGCGCGAUUGCAUUCAUCCCUGCUUCACCAGUCACCGCACGUCCUAUCACCUCCGCACCCGCGAUCAUUGACAGGCCGUCUGGUCGCGCGUGUGUGUCCACACCGGCCUCCGAUGGACCUAUACGAUCUGGAGGCCCCCGUUGGUGGGAUAUCCGCGUGA
Closterium sp. NIES-65 is the source of this 921-nucleotide messenger RNA. The record is from the annotation of a GenBank genome assembly. NCBI's taxonomy places the organism in Eukaryota, Viridiplantae, Streptophyta, Zygnematophyceae, Desmidiales, Closteriaceae.